AUGUGGGAAAAGUUCAAGGCAGAAAUUCUGAUGAUUAAAGGUGACAAACCUCACUGCUCUUCUGAAUGUGGCAAACAAUUAUCAGAUCUGGAGGCACCAAACAAUUCACACAGGAGAAAUUGCUGUUCUGUUUGUGGCAAACGCUUUUCACAAAAGCACAAGCUUCAGAAACACCAAAGCAUUCACACAGGAGAGAAGCCCUAUUGCUGUCCUGAAUGUGGCAAAGAGUUUUCUCAAAAGAGCCAACUACAGGGACACCAAAGUAUUAACGCAGGAGAGAAGCCUUAUUGCUGUCCUGAAUGUGGCAAGUGGUUUUCUGAAAAAAGCCAGAUCUGGAGGCACCAAACAAUUCACACAGGAGAAAUUGCUGUUCUGUUUGUGGCAAACGCUUUUCACAAAAGCACAAGCUUCAGAAACACCAAAACAUUCACACAGGAGAGAAGCCCUAUUGCUGUCCUGAAUGUGGCAAAGAGUUUUCUCAAAAGAGCCAACUACAGGGACACCAAAGUAUUAACGCAGGAGAGAAGCCUUAUUGCUGUCCUGAAUGUGCACAAGCUUCAGAAACACCAAAACAUUCACACAGGAGAGAAGCCCUAUUGCUGUCCUGAAUGUGGCAAAGAGUUUUCUCAAAAGAGCCAACUACAGGGACACCAAAGUAUUAACGCAGGAGAGAAGCCUUAUUGCUGUCCUGAAUGUGGCAAGUGGUUUUCUGAAAAAAGCCAGAUCUGGAGGCACCAAACAAUUCACACAGGAGAAAUUGCUGUUCUGUUUGUGCCAGAUCUGGAGGCACCAAACAAUUCACACAGGAGAAAUUGCUGUUCUGUUUGUGGCAAACGCUUUUCACAAAAGCACAAGCUUCAGAAACACCAAAACAUUCACACAGGAGAGAAGCCCUAUUGCUGUCCUGAAUGUGGCAAAGAGUUUUCUCAAAAGAGCCAACUACAGGGACACCAAAGUAUUAACGCAGGAGAGAAGCCUUAUUGCUGUCCUGAAUGUGGCAAGUGGUUUUCUGAAAAAAGCCAGAUCUGGAGGCACCAAACAAUUCACACAGGAGAAAUUGCUGUUCUGUUUGUGGCAAACGCUUUUCACAAAAGCACAAGCUUCAGAAACACCAAAACAUUCACACAGGAGAGAAGCCCUAUUGCUGUCCUGAAUGUGGCAAAGAGUUUUCUCAAAAGAGCCAACUACAGGGACACCAAAGUAUUAACGCAGGAGAGAAGCCUUAUUGCUGUCCUGAAUGUGCACAAGCUUCAGAAACACCAAAACAUUCACACAGGAGAGAAGCCUUAUUACUGUCCUGAAUGUGUCAAGCAGUUUUCACUAAAGAGACGCCACAGAAUUCACACAGGACAGAAGCUGUAUUGCUGUUCUGCAUGUGGCAAGCAGUUUUCGCAAGAGAGCAGUCUUCAGCGGCACCAAAGAAUUCACACAGGAGAGAAACAGCAGCUUGCGAAUUAG
Molecule: messenger RNA, 1458 nt
Organism: Polypterus senegalus (gray bichir)
Lineage: Eukaryota; Metazoa; Chordata; Cladistia; Polypteriformes; Polypteridae
Product: zinc finger protein 585A-like
Exons: 6
Coding region: 1-1458 (485 amino acids)
Source: RefSeq, a predicted model, not a curated record